UGGAGCCCUAUGAUGCUGAAAUGAAUGCUCACUUACCUGCGCCUGUCAUGAGCCUUUAUGGCCAAGAUGCUCCCAUGACUGACAACGAGGUUAUUCCGGACCUUACUGGACCGAACAUAUCUCUCGGUGCCCCUCAGACGAUCUCAAGGACAUCUAGAGCGGCUGCGGCCUCAGCACGACCUUCGAGCGAUCUCGCAGCACUUGGACUUAGAUCUGCGACCAUUGGCAAUGGAACUUCUGCUAUGGCUCCCCAAGACUCAGCAAACGUCUCCUCUGCUCGACGCUUUCUCGCUGGGUUUCUGGCCCUCAUGGGCAAGAAACAUGUGACUGUCGCCCCCUCUUCCAGCCCCCCUGCUCCGUCGAACAUCAAUCCUCUGGUCCAACUAGGCGGUGAUACCUCCGCAUCGAUGGACAGUUCUCCUCUCGUCGUACCUGUGGAACUACUUGAUUCCGACACCCUAUGCCUUGCUGAGUCUGAACUGCAACCUGCCAUCAUGCAUCGCUACAUGGCAUCUGUUGCACUGCUGCAGAAACGGGUUCUUGUCCGUGGCUUAUUAUCUCACCAGUGCUGCAUCGACCUCAUCGAGCGCGAAGACCUCGGCGACGCCGAUCUCAUCCUGGAUGUCGAUACUGCCGUAACGUUUGCCUCACUGGCCGCUCUGCCCUCGCAGAUUGAUGCCAUGUUAGCAAGACUGACUCGACUCUCUUGGCGGUACUCGCAUACUCUAGUGGUCUUCGAAGCUUAUCCGACUCGCUUCAAGAAGCUACGACGAGACUUGAGCAUCGCUGAAGCAUGCCAGACGAAGAAGGCUGGCUCGGCAAUUCGGCUCGCGUUCGCCACUACAGUGGAAGAGGCCGCCUCGUAUGCGCGAUACUAUGGGGACGAUGCAGAGGCUCGGGAUACCACGCAAGGGGCGUUGUGGGGAGCUCGCGAGUGGCUAGACUUCGAUGAGCAAGAGGGCGAAUACGAUCUAGCAGGUGUAGAUGGGAUGAAUGCGUUCGCAGCGUCAAUCAUCCUGUCGCAGAUGAGACUCGACGAUUUCCUCGACACCGGUCCCGAGGAUAGAGUGCAGUACUUCGGCCCUUACGUGGGACACGACCGGCUUGUUCGCUUCAACGAGGAACUGCAAAUGCGCGCUCAAGCUGUAGAACUUACGUCUUCUUCUCCGAGUUCGCAUGAAGCCUCAAUGUCCAUAUAGCGAUGGACUGC
Messenger RNA from Fomitopsis serialis, 1210 nucleotides. RefSeq lists its product as uncharacterized. Bases 21 to 1199 code for a protein of 392 amino acids. NCBI's taxonomy places the organism in Eukaryota, Fungi, Basidiomycota, Agaricomycetes, Polyporales, Fomitopsidaceae. The transcript has 4 exons. The record is from RefSeq and is a predicted model, not a curated record.